AUGAUCACCAAUGUAACAAGGAUGAAAAGCUUCUUCAUCCUUGGAUUUCCUGGACUUUCACCACAGUAUUAUGGACCCAUAUCAACUUUUCUUUUUUUUGUUUACCUAGCAAUUGCAUUGGGGAACAUUUUCAUUUUAUCAUUUGUUGCCUAUGAAAAGUCCCUGCAAAAGCCAACAUAUCUGGUCUUUUGUCACCUGGCCCUGAAUGACUUGACAUUUGGCACUGUGACACUGCCAAAAAUCAUGUCAAAAUAUUGGUUUGACAAUAGUGUUAUUUCAUUUUAUGGCUGUUUUACGCAAAUGUUCUUUGUUCAUUAUUUGGGAUCAGUAACAUCUUUCAUCUUGCUGGUAAUGGCUCUUGAUCGAUUUGUUGCAAUAUGUAUUCCUCUUCGUUACCCUGUUCUAAUUACAAACAGUGUCAUAUCUGUGUUGUGUGGGUUUGCUUGGUUCAUACCUCUGCCUUUGAUGAUAGCUGUUGUACUCCAUGCCCUAACUUUACCUUUCUGCAAAUCAAACAUCAUUGUUCAAUGCUACUGUGACAACAUAUCCAUAAUAAGCCAGGCUUGUGGAGACGAUGUUAGAAUUGUUGUAGUCACUUCACUCUGUUUAGCCAUGUUUUGUCUUUUGCUUCCUCUUGCAUUCAUUUUGUUUUCCUACAUUUCUAUUAUUGUGGUUAUUAUGAAAAUGUCCAGUUCUGCAGGGCGCAAAAGAACCUUAUCCACUUGUACUUCACAAAUAUUUAUCACAUGUCUUUUUUAUCUACCCAGAUGUUUUGUUUAUGUGACUUAUGCUGUUGGAUUUUCUUUCAGUUUAGAUGUCCGCAUUGGGUUGAUAUUGCUGUACAGUCUUUUUCCUGCUGCUGUUAAUCCAGUCAUAUACUGUUUCAAGACUCGCGACAUUAAACACAUGCUGAUGAAGAGGCUGAAGAAAACUAAAAUUGAAUUAGAGAUAAAGCUUUCACCUUAA
Molecule: messenger RNA, 966 nt
Organism: Maylandia zebra (zebra mbuna)
Lineage: Eukaryota; Metazoa; Chordata; Actinopteri; Cichliformes; Cichlidae
Product: olfactory receptor 52E8-like
Biological process (GO): G protein-coupled receptor signaling pathway
Cellular component (GO): plasma membrane
Molecular function (GO): G protein-coupled receptor activity; olfactory receptor activity
Source: RefSeq, a predicted model, not a curated record